AUGAAGUACAAAUCUCCCGCCGUAGAAGACUACGAAACCGACGGCACCCCAGUCCCAGUCGCCGAGAAGCGCAAGCGAGACCACAAAGUACAAGAGACAUCGGAUCGCGACGACUCAGAGCAGCCCCCAAACAAAGUAUCUAAGCCGACCAGUGAAAACUCUAGCUCUAAAGAGGGGAACAAAGCGGACCCUAACAGUGACAGCGAAGAAUGGAAUAACGGCAACAAAGGCAAAGAAGACCCAGAGAUGGACGAGGACGUGAAAAAAGGCAAUCAAAAUGAAGAAGGCGGCUUGGAGAGUCCUGAAGGACAAUUUGAAGAUGAGCAGCAUGCUAAACCCUCGGAAUCACCGAAAGUGCACAAGAUUAUCGAGGAGUUUGGCCGGCAGCCACUAGAGGGCACUUCCCUUGCGAAGGAGCCGCUCACUGCGUCCCCGGAGACGGUGCUUGCGAUGGUGCUUGACGCGAUGCUGAAGUCGCGGCCGAUUUCUCAUGAUCUUUCGCAGCGUGCGGUAGAUAAGCUCAUUGACGAAGGAUAUCAUGAUAUCCGAAGGCUGGGGGAAAGUAGUUGGGAGGAAAGGACGAAGGUGCUACAGGACGGGGGGUAUAAUCGGUAUCGAGAGCAAGGUGCUACGAACCUGGGCGAUUUGGCGGACUUCGUCAAUGGGCAGUACGAUGGUGACCUUAAUAAUCUUCUGAGAAAAGCUGGAAACGACCGCAAAAAGACCAGAGAUUUGAUCAAGGCAAUCAAAGGACUGGGUGACCUUGGUGUGGAUCUCUUCUUAAAUAACGUCCAAAGCGUUUGGCCUUCCAUGGCCCCCUUCUUGGAUGCGCGCAGUCUCAAGACGGCGGAGGAGCUUGGCAUUGGUACAGAUCUCGAGGCAAUCUAUGAAAGUCUGAAUCGAGACCCAAUGAGGAUGAGCAGACUGGCAAAUGGAUUGUCCCAUGUGCGGUUGGAUAAGAAGCAACGAGAGGUUAAGGAAGUUUGA
Molecule: messenger RNA, 987 nt
Organism: Aspergillus lentulus
Lineage: Eukaryota; Fungi; Ascomycota; Eurotiomycetes; Eurotiales; Aspergillaceae
Biological process (GO): DNA repair
Molecular function (GO): catalytic activity
Source: RefSeq, a predicted model, not a curated record